Puccinia triticina is the source of this 936-nucleotide messenger RNA. RefSeq lists its product as uncharacterized. NCBI's taxonomy places the organism in Eukaryota, Fungi, Basidiomycota, Pucciniomycetes, Pucciniales, Pucciniaceae. The transcript has 2 exons. The record is from RefSeq and is a predicted model, not a curated record. The coding region runs from base 1 to 936 and encodes 311 amino acids.
AUGGAAAACAGCAGCUUCUGCCCAAAAACACUCCGCCUCGCACGCAGCUUCCCCGAACACACCACCAGACGCCCCCCACACCGGCUGCGCACGAGGAGCCUGGACAGGCAGCAGCCCCCCAAACCCAUCCCCAGGCGCAAGAACUCCUCCGUCGACCAUCCCGCCCAGCCCCCGGGCUUCCACUCCCACAUCCCCAUCGAGCACACCCUCCUCAGCGUGCUCCCCUCCGCAAGGAAGGCCUCCGUCGACGCCGGCUCUCCCCCCACCGCCAGCGGCUCCCGCCUCAGCACCGCCUCCUCCGCCGCAAGCCCCCAGUCCACCCUCGCCACCUCCGUCCACUCCGCCGCCGACCCCCCGAGGCCCCGCUACCAGCCCCGCCCGCUCCUCCUCUCCGCUUUCGGUGCCAAGACCCGCCCCCCCGCCCCCGAGGCCCGCGCCCUGCUCGACCGGGAGGCCAAGGCCGCCCGCAGACGCGCCCGCCGCGCAGACCUCCACGCCCUCUCCCGGCCCUCUCCACCCGCCGCCGACGAGCACGCCUCCGAGGACGACGACUGCUGGAGCUGGGUCAGCCCCUCCAGCAUCCCCCCCUCCUCCUCCUCCUCCGACGACGACGACGAGCCGGCCGUCGUCUGGCGCGCCAGUCUCGACGUCGGCCGCCGGGUCGGGAAAGACCGCAAGGCCCGCGGCCGCGGCUGUCCCCGGCGCCCCCAAGGCCCCAAGCCUCCCCGCAAGCAGCCGCAGCAGCAGCUCCUCGCCGGAUCUCUCGCCCGCCUCAGACGCCGCCUCCUCGCCGCCGGCCCUGCCGCGCUGAUGUUCGGAUCAGGCCUCCUCGGCGGCCUGCUCUGCAGCCUGCUGUCCUCCACCGCCCGGGCACGGAGAACCAUCGCCCAUCGGCCCCCCGCCGUCUCUCUCACGCAUAAUCUCGCGCAUCGCUAG